Cataglyphis hispanica is the source of this 1357-nucleotide messenger RNA. RefSeq names its product probable basic-leucine zipper transcription factor S. The record is from RefSeq and is a predicted model, not a curated record. The transcript has 5 exons. NCBI's taxonomy places the organism in Eukaryota, Metazoa, Arthropoda, Insecta, Hymenoptera, Formicidae. Bases 576 to 1322 code for a protein of 248 amino acids.
AUUGGUUGCCACGCUGUCAGCUGUCAACUGUCAGACAGCUUGAAUAUCGACUGGCAUAUGGGCUAAAUCUCAGGAUGCCUAAAUGUCAUAAAAAUAAGAUCGAUUCAUAUGUUACACUUAUGUUGAUUAAUUUAUUAUCAUCACUAUCAAGAUAAUUGUUAUUUUAUAUUAAUCUUUUACGUGUUUAAUAUUUUGCACAUAUGGGCACUUUUAUUUACAUGGGGAUUAGGUAUAUAAAUGCUGAAGUCUCUCUUUCUCUCUCUACCUACUAUAGAUAUGAGUGGAAGAAAAUGAAAAAAAUAGAUUAUGCGCGAAAGACUUCAAGUUGAGGUUUGAAGAACACGUAAAAAGAGGAGGUGGAGUGUUUGCAUCUUCGUCUCAGACGAAACAAAGUGCCCAAAAUCACUGAACUUGCAACAUAUACGAUCAAAUUACAUAUAAUUAGAGAGCAUAUUCAUUUUAUAAAUUUAGAAAAAUGGUUACAUCAUGUUGUUUAUGUUCAAAAGAGUGCAUCCCCUUUAAUCCACAACGGUCAUUUCACAGGUUAUAAAAAAAUAAUACCAACAGAUGAACAAAUGAGGAAUAAGUGGUUUAGUAUAAUUGGUCGUACUGUCUCUUACAAAGGAGCCAGAGUUUGCAGUGAUCAUUUCACAGAGAAUGAUUUUCAUGAAAUGAGCCUGUACUCAAGAAUCAGAAGAUUAAAAAGUACUGCAAUUCCUUCUGUUUAUAUCAAACAAAACAGAAAAGAUAAAAAGAAAAAAUCAUCUAUAUUACAAGAGACUAACAUGAAUGUUUCCGAAAUUGAAUCCCAAAAUGAUUCUGAAAUUGAAUCGCAAAAUGAAAAGGAUGCAAUUUAUGACAACACAAAAAAUUGUGAAGAAAAUAAUACAAGAAAUGAUGUCAAAAGCACAGAAAGUGAAAAUGUGGAACAAAAAUCAACGCCUGUUUUGAAUAUAACUGAAAAUUUAGUCAAUGCGUCUUUAGAUUCAGAAAGAAAAAUAAAUACUAUCUCUAUAAAUAAUACAUCUGAAAAUAAUAAAAAAAAUGUUGAUAAUAUUGUGAAUAAUAAUAGUAUAAGUGGAAAAAGGAAAUUAUCAUCGUCUAAUUUAGGAAAUUCUAAAAUUAGAAAGAUUUUUGUACAUAUGUCCAAAUAUAAUAUAGAAUGUUUUAGAAAAAUGGACUUUUCUUCGGAUAAAAAGUGGUCAGCAUUUUUAAGAUACGUUGCUUAUAACAGGCAUCAAAAUAAAAUUUUGGCACAAAAAAAUAGACGUUUGGAAAAGAAAAUGUACAUACUUCAGGAUAUGUUGGAGGAAUUAAUGUAACCUUAGUGAAAUAAAAAAAGUACUAAAAAAAGUUA